AUGAAGUUUGCUUGCUGCAAUUUGACGACAGGUGUCGCUAGUGACUGCUUGUUGUGUACAAAGUGUGGUCAUAAUUAUCACUUUAGAUGCCUACACCCAACCGAUAAACGUAAAGAAUUAUCACUGGAAUUAAAAAAACACUGGAUUUGUCCUGAAUGCACAAUAAAUCAACCCAGAACUGCGAGAAACGACAGUACACCAGUGCGAGUGCAGACCAAUGAAAGUAAUGUAAACUCGCGUAGAGGUGCUGCUUCUGGUAUAUAUGAGGAUUUUGUUUUGGAUUCUGCUGAUAAAACAUCUUUUAUUGUAUUGAUUAGAUCUAUAAUCUCAGAAGAAUUAGCCAGUUUAAAAGGUGAUUUUAAAACUUCUAUGUAUCCCAUUCAAGAAGAGUUAAAAACAUUUAAAAAAGAAUUUGAAAUAAUAAAAGUAAGUUUGGAUUUUAUAAAUUCAAAAUUUGAUGAAAUUAAUAAACGAAUUGAAUGCUGUGAAGGUGAAAUGAAUGUUUUAACUCAAAAAUGUAUGGAAAUCGGUAAGCUGUGCAGUUCUGUGGAAGAAAUUGAAUUUAAUAAUAAUAACCGAGAACAGUGGGCCCGAAAAUCUAAUGUUGAGGUUUAUGGAAUUCCAGAAAGAAAAAAUGAGAACCUGAUCUCGUUGUUACAAACAGUUUUUGAUAAAACACACUUACAAUUUAAUAUAAACACGGAUAUUGACUUCAUCACCAGAGUCGCUUCUAAAAAAAACGAUGUGAAGAAAUCUAAACUGAUUAUCGUGCGUUUUAUAUGUAGAUGGAAAAAGGAUGAAUUUUUGUCUGCGGUUAGGAAACUAAAACUGAAAUGUUGUGAUAUAGGCUUCAAUGGUAACAAUAAUUCAAUAUUUUUUAAUGACCACCUCACUAGUCUAAAUAAAGCCUUAUUGCAAUCUGUUAAGAAAGCGGCAAAAGAUAAAGGUUAUGAGUUCGUGUGGGUCAAAAACUGCAGCAUUAUGGCCCGGCGUUCUAACACGAGUCCGGUUUUGCAUUUCGUGAAGUCUAGUGAUUUAAAAAAAAUUGUAUAA
Molecule: messenger RNA, 1053 nt
Organism: Danaus chrysippus (African queen)
Lineage: Eukaryota; Metazoa; Arthropoda; Insecta; Lepidoptera; Nymphalidae
Source: the annotation of a GenBank genome assembly